UGUUUCGGAGUCUCAUGCUUACUAUACUACUACUUGGAACCUCGUCGCCAUUCGCAACGCACGGUUCUUUGCCUCUCGUUUUCUCUUGUUUCGAGUUCCUGGAAGUUUUCCACGACUUCUUCUCCACUCUUUUUUUACUUCGAGUAACCCUCUCUUUCGUCAAAUGAGACAAUCAUGAACGGCAGUAGCACAGAACGAAGAUAUCGCCCGCCUACACACUUGUCCACGACAUUGCCUCAAUACCAUAAAUAUAUCAAUCCUCCCACCAAUCUGACCUCCUCGCCACUUCGAGACAUUCCAGAACCACUCGAUCUUUUUAACAUUAAGCAAGACCUCGAGAAUAUGGUCAACGAGCCCGAGACGCGUGCUCAACGUUUACAACGAGAUCUCGCUCAUUUACUCGACAAUGUUAAAGUUCACCACGAGAAAGAACAACCGUCCAAACGAAUUACAGGAGGCAAAAAUAUGAAUGUUGUCAUGGAAAGAAUGCGCAAACAAGAGCGUGCAUCCCUUGUAACAGACGACUCUCAAGAGAAUAACAGUUUUCGCACCAAUAUAUCGAGAGUUUCUAAAAACCAAUUGGAACGUCAAGCUGCACUGGAAGCGUUAAAAAAACGAAGACGACGAGAUGAUACAGAUGACGAGCAAGUGUUGCCGGCUCUAGACGACUCUCCUAUUAAACAGAAAAGCGGUUCUCCCUCGAUAGAUGAAAAUGUCAAACUCUCCAAUUAUCAACAGGAAAUUCGAAAGAAGAAAAGUACUGGCAGCGAUCAUGCUGUACAUAAUGGCAAACGACGGCAGCAACAUCAACAACAACAGCAACAACAAAAACUAAACCAUUUCAACGAUCAUCAUAAUAAUCAUCAUCAUCAUCACCCGAAAAAGCAAAAGAAUGCAGCAACAAUGGAUGACGAUCUGGAUUAUAUUCGCGUAAAGCCAAACAAUCAAGUACCUAUUACGACAUUUUGGACUGCCAUGGAGCCGUACUUUCGACCUUUCACCGAGGAAGACCGAGAGUAUUUGAUGGAAAAGCCAACAGAUUCUGUCACGCCAUAUGAGAUACCAUCACUCGGCCAGUUUUAUCUCGACAAAUGGGCAGAAGAAGAACGGAUAUUACUUUACGAUGACACGUCAAUGUCUAAUUCUAUCUCCAACACCACAACAUCAACAACAACUGCCCCUCCUUCUACAUAUUCGUCGUCGACGCGUCGAUCUCGAUACCCAAAUCCUUUUUUUAACACAACAGCACACACAAAUACUAUCACUGAUGAUUUCAAUGCCAAUAAUAACAACAGUAAUGACCACGCAGCAACAAAUACAUUGAACGAUACAGCAGGCAAUACUCUACUAGGACGAUUAAUGAGCAGUUUGAUUCCUGAACCGAUGGAUCUGGAUGCCAUCCUAUCAGAAGGAGAGGACGACAAUGACGAUGACGAUAGUAAUAGCGAGAGCAAUCUUUCCCGAAAACUGUCGAUGGAUUCAACCAAUAGCAGCAUAACAACGGCAGCAACAUCCACAAUGACAACAACAGACGAUGAAGAGGACGACAAAGUGAUUACAGAAGUCGAGUGUGUUGAUACGGAACUGGCAAUGCAUGAGGAUGAUGAUGAUGAAAUUAUUGGGCUGGAAGAACGGCUUAAGCGCGAGUUGCAAUAUGUUGGAUUGCUACGUAGCGGUAAUGGUAGUAGUAAUGGCAAUCAUGUCGAUGAUGAGGAUGACGAGAUGGAUUGGAAUGCAAGGGAAGACGAUGAGAUUUCAGCGCAGCUUCGGAAACUGGGGAAGGAGCUUCAAGAGCAAAUUAAGGUGAACGAGUUUCGCAAAGCACGGCUGCUGCAAGUUGUAGAUACCCAAUUACAAUACGAUCAAUACCGCCAAGUACUGGAUGUAUUAGACAUGCAAGUGGAACAAAGUUACAUGAAGCGAUUUCGUGUGCAAAAAGUCAAAAAACGCAAGUCUGGAUCCGCACCCAAAGCUGCAUUAUCUGAACACACGAUCGCAGCCAUGGAAAAACGCACCAUGUGUAUUACUGAACUUGGAGCUAUCUUUGAUGAAAAGAACCUCGUUCUGCCCACCAAAUCCAUUUACGACGAUGACGAGAUAAAGCCAGAAGUUGAAACGUUGUGUACAAAAACAGAACAAUAACGUAAUCUUUUCUUUAUUACGCUGUACAUGUCUCUCCAUUACCUCUAUCCCCCAAACCCUUUCACUCUAACUUUGCACUCAGUACUUGCACACACAUCUAUAAAUACACUCACACACACGCACACACACACACACACGGCACUUGCUAACAUAAAAGUCAUUUUACAUAUAAAGAAGACACCUUACAAUAGUAGAAAAAAAAACUCCAUCAGACGAUAUCUCUUGAAUGAGUACAUUUGCAAG
This is a messenger RNA of Zychaea mexicana, 2385 nucleotides long. Its product is annotated as histone acetyltransferases subunit 3-domain-containing protein. The coding region runs from base 175 to 2142 and encodes 655 amino acids. NCBI's taxonomy places the organism in Eukaryota, Fungi, Mucoromycota, Mucoromycetes, Mucorales, Lichtheimiaceae. The record is from RefSeq and is a predicted model, not a curated record. Gene Ontology annotation, biological process: regulation of transcription by RNA polymerase II. Gene Ontology annotation, molecular function: transcription coactivator activity. The transcript has 9 exons. Gene Ontology annotation, cellular component: SAGA complex.